Messenger RNA from Dreissena polymorpha, 7203 nucleotides. RefSeq names its product poly [ADP-ribose] polymerase 2-like. The coding region runs from base 59 to 2278 and encodes 739 amino acids. Gene Ontology annotation, molecular function: NAD+ poly-ADP-ribosyltransferase activity; zinc ion binding. The transcript is spliced from 17 exons. NCBI's taxonomy places the organism in Eukaryota, Metazoa, Mollusca, Bivalvia, Myida, Dreissenidae. The record is from RefSeq and is a predicted model, not a curated record.
ACCCGCUAAACAGUAGCAAAGAAAAACGCAAACAUAGCGGAAAAUUUAAACACUGAAUAUGGGGCCCAAAAGAAGCGCAAAGACAGAAAAUGGUACCCCUACCAAGAAGCCAAAGCUGGAACCCAGCACUGUAGACUUCUGCUGGGAAUUUGAAGGGGACAAACGGACAUGGACUCAGUAUGGUACAUCUAUGAACAAGAUAUUGGUGGACGCCCAUUUAAAAGGAACUGCUAAGGUAGAUUUCAAACUUGAUAAUGGCCAUGAGAUGAGUGUAGACCUCAAGAGUAGUGUGCAAAAAAAUAAGAAAACGGGCUGGGAAAGACCUGUGAGAGUUUCAGCCAAGGACCCUUCUGAUGGAGCCUUUUACGUUUGGAAAUGGGAGGAUGAGAAGGGCAACUAUAAUCCAUACAGUGUUGAGAAUGCCUUGUUGCUAGAGGAGAAAUAUCAACAGAACACAGAUGAGGUUGAGAUACAAGCAGCUGGACGCAGUUAUCUCGUAGAUAUCCCCAAGAAAGAGCAGAAAAAUAAGGACACAGGGGUUGUGAGGAAGAUUUCAAGAACACAAUCAGAUGCCAUAAAAGCUGAUCCAAGUGGGCCGGAACCCACGGAAUCCAGUGGUGUAGAAAGUGACGCACCAUCAACCUCACGCAAAACUAGUAGCCGCGGUAAAUCAGGCAAGGUGAAGGAAGAGCCUCAAGAGGAGGAAGAAGUAGAGAAACCCAAAGCUGCUAAAUCUGGAGGAAAGGGAAAGUCGGGAAGAUCUGGAGCCAAAGAAAGACCAGCAGUGAAAACAAUGGUGAUGUCUGGCAAGGCGCCUGUGGACACUGAGUGCCCCCUGCUGGGGAAGGCUCAUGUCUUCUAUGAGGGCAGUGAUGUGUAUGACUGCAUGCUCAAUCAGACAAACGUCUCCAACAACAACAACAAGUACUUCCUGAUCCAGCUGUUGGAGGAAGACAGCAGCAAGAACUACUACACUUGGUUCCGUUGGGGCCGGGUGGGCUACUCUGGACAGAACAAUCUCGUACGCUGUGGACCCAACCUCGAGGCAGCUAAAAAGCAGUUCAUGAAAAAAUUUCAAGACAAGACAAAAAAUGAGUGGGCCAAUCGUAAGAAGUUUGUGAAAGUGCCUGGCAAGUAUGACAUGCUGGAAAUGGACUACACUGCAAAGGGACUCGAUGAAACCGAUGCCCCAGACUUGAAGAAGACCAAAAGCAACGUGAAGGUGUCUGACUCUAAGCUGGACAAGCGUCUUCAGUCCCUGAUAGACCUGAUCUGUGACAUCAAGACAAUGGAGGAGGCUGUGCUGGAGAUGCAGUACGAUGCCAAGAAGGCCCCACUGGGCAAGCUCACCAAGGACCAGAUCAAGGCUGGAUAUGCCGCACUUAAGAAGAUUGAUGCCUGCGUAGAGAAGAAGGACUUUGGCUCAGCCCUCACACAGGCUUGUGAUGAGUUCUAUACUAGGAUUCCUCAUGAUUUUGGUAUGAGACCUCCAACAAAAAUCACCACAAAGCAGGAAGUGAAGAACAAAAUAGCUCUCCUGGAAGCCUUGGAUGACAUAGAGAUUGCCAUCAAGAUGUUGAAGGAAGGGGACAUGUCAGAGAACCCCGUUGAUCGACACUACCAUGCCCUGAAGUGUGAUAUGGAACCGGUUGAUGCAACAUCAGAAGAAUAUACGAUGAUAAACCAGUACCUUCAGAACACCCAUGCGACUACACACAACCAAUACAGUAUGAAAAUACUUGACAUGUUUUGUCUAGACAAGCAUGGGGAGGCAAAACAGUUCAAUGACGUUGGAAACAGGCUGCUGCUAUGGCAUGGCUCCCGGCUCACCAACUGGGUGGGGAUUCUCAGCCAGGGACUGAGGAUAGCGCCCCCAGAGGCUCCCGUCACAGGAUACAUGUUCGGGAAAGGAGUGUACUUUGCGGAUAUGUCCAGCAAAAGUGCCAAUUACUGCUUCGCUACAAAAACCAAAAAUGUUGGACUACUGUUACUGUGUGAUGUUGCCCUUGGCAACACAAAUGACCUGCUGGCGGCGGAUUACAGCGCUCACAAGUUGCCUGCUGGGAAGCACAGUGUGAAGGGAGCAGGAAGCAUCGGACCAGACCCUAGCCACACCACUAAAACGCCUGAAGGAGCCUUAGUGCCCUGGGGUAAGCCCAAGAACACGGGAGUGAAGAACCCCAGUGGGUACACACUCAACUACAAUGAGUUCAUAGUGUAUGACACCAGGCAGAUCAGGAUGAAAUACCUCCUCAAAGUGCAGUUCAACUUCAAAUGAUGUGGUUUCUGUCAUAUGUUAUGGCUUAAUACACAUGCCAUUGGGUUAAGAUUGUAACAGUUCAAUAGAAACUAUGGGCACAAUCAUGUUUGACAUUACAUAAAUAGACGCAGACAUACAUUAUCUCUGUUUCUACACGUUAGUCUAUUUGUUUUAAUACUCUUUAUUUUUUUUUAUAUUUAUGUCUGAUGGUUUCUGUUAUGAAAUCUUAAUUAUAAUAAGUGUUCUGAUCGUCUUUCUUUAAAAAAAGUUUAUGUGAAAUUAAAGAUUUUUCACACAAAAAACAAAGGCAAUCUAACACUGCAAUCCAUUUGCACACGAUACAGGUCAUUUAUUAAGGUUCAUGCAGUUUUAAUAAAUUGUUACGGGUUUAUACUUUUAUCUUGACCAUUUACGGAAUAGUCUUAGCUACACUAUUUACCCAUUUGCUGGUGUCAUUGUCCAUGUAAAGCUCUUCAUAAGAUAAACCUGCAAUAUCUCCACAUCACUGUGUCUUCUGUAUGUAUCCCUUUACCAUUUAGAUACGCAUUUGUAAGCAUUUGCAUUCCCAUAGAAAGUUAAAUUUAUUUAAAGACCGUUCUUACUUAAUUCAAGUUUUAAAGGCUUCAUUUCCAACCCUUUGAUACUGAGGAGCAGCAAACAGCAUAAAACCUGAACAGACUGAGAGUUACUCGCAGGCUGUUAUGGUUUUAUGCUGUUUGCAAAGCCAUUUGCACGUUGCUUCUAAUGUGGGAAAGAGGUAUUAAUUUGACACUUUAAAGAUUUUUUUGGUAAUAUUGUACGUCACUGACCAAGUUUCAUACCCUAACCUGCAUUUUAGCAGAAGUAAUUGUCGUUUGGUAUGUAAACAAUUCUGGUUAAUGUUUGUGUACAACUACUCCAUAUUUCAAGACAUACAGCUAUUAAAAUUAAACUUUACAUAUGUGUUCUGGGUGUUAAUGAAUAUUCACUGACCAAUACCUAUAACUGGGACUAGCUUUUUAGCAGGAUAAUGACCCAUUUUGUACUUGUAAAAUUGUUUAGGGUUUGAAAAGCAAUGUAAAAUUUAGGUAAGUUGAAGGGCUCAACAUUAACGGUAAUCUGACAGUCCCUGUCAACCAAAAUAUAGGCUUAGGCAAGGAAACAGGUAUUCUGCCACUCCGAUAGGACAAGAACAUUGAAGGUCUUCUUUUUAUUAGCUCGGCUGUUUUCAGAGAAAACCUGAGGUAUUGUCAUCGCCAGCUCGUCCGCCGUUCGCGUAGUUCUAAAACCUUAACAUUGGCUCUAAAAUCAAAGUGUUUCCACACUUCAUAUGUAGCUGCACCUUUAUGAGAUCUACACGCCACACCCAUUUUUUGGGUCACUAGAUCAAAGGUCAAUUUAUUGUGACCUUUAAUAUAUAUAAAAAAUAUCUUCUGACAAGCUUUCAUUUAUUAAAAACUGCACCUGAAGCUGAGCGUUGGUGCUCUUGUUUAUUUUAGUUAUUUAGCUCACCAUAUUGCUCAGGUGAGCUUUUGUGACCGGUCUUUGUCCGUCGUAUGUUCGUCCGUCCGUCCGUAAACAUUUGCUUGUAAACACUAGAGGCCACAUUUCUUAACCUAUAUUCAUGAAACUUGGUCAGAAGCUUUGUCCCAACGAAAUCUCGACCGAGUUCGAAACUGGGUUGUGCCGGGUCAAAAACUAGGUCACUAGGUUAAAAAAAAGAAAAACUUUGUAAACACUGUAGAAGUCACAUUUCAUGCCCAAUCUUCAUGUAACUUUGUCAAAAUGUUUGUCCAAAUGAUAUCUUGGUUGAGUUCAAAAGUGGUUCUGAUUCGUUGAAAAACAUGGCCGCCAGUGGGCGGGGCAGUUUUCCUUAUUUGGCUAUAGAGAAACCUUGUAAACACUCUAGAAGUCACAAUUUUUGCCCAAUCAUCAUGAAAGUUGGUCAAAACAUUGGUUCAAUUGAUGUCUCGGACGAGUUCGAAAAUGGUCGAGAUCGGUGAAAAAACAUGGCCGCCAGUGGGCGGGGCAUUUUUCUCUAUAUGUAUAUAGUGGCAGUUUUCCCUAUUUGGCUAUAGAGAAACCUUGUAAACACUCUAGAAGUCACAAUUUUUGCCCAAUCAUCAUGAAGUUGGUCAAAACAUUGGUUUUAUUGAUAUCUCGGACGAGUUUGAAAAUGGUUGGGAUUGGUGAAAAAACAUGGCCGCCAGUGGGGGCAUUUUUCUCUAUAUGUAUAUAGUGAAAACGUGAACACAGUAGAAGUUACGUUUUUGGCCCAAUUUUCAUGAAAUUUGCUGAGAACAUUUGUUUCCUUCAUACGAGAUUUGAGUUCAAAAAUGGUUACGGUCAGAUGAAUAACAUGGCUGCUGGUAGGGGAGCAGUUUUCUCAUUAUGCCCCCCCCCCUUUCGAAGAAGAGGGAGUAUAUUGUUUUGCUCAUGUCGGUCCGUCCGUCCACCAGAUGGUUUCCGGAUGAUAACUCAUGAGGGCUUAUGCCAAGGAUCAUGAAACUUCACAGGUACAUUAAUCAUGACUCGCAGAUGACUCCUAUUGAUUUUUAGGUCAAAGGUCAAGGUCACGAUGACCCGAAAGAGUAAAAUGGUUUCCGGAUGAUAACUCAAGAACACUUAUGCCAAGGAUCAUGAAACUUCAUAGAUGCAUGGAUCAUGACUCGCAGAUGACGCCUAUUGAUUUUCAGGUCACUAGGUCAAAGGUCAAGGUCACGGUGACCCAAAGCAGUAAAAUGAUUUCAGGAUGAUAACUCAAGAACGCUUAUGCCUAGGAUCAUAAAACUUCAUAGCUACAUUGAUCAUGACUUGCAGAUAACCCCUAUUGAUUUUCAGGUCACUAGGUCAAAGGUCAAGGUCACGGUGACCCAAAAUAGUAAAAUGGUUUCUGGAUGAUAACUCAAGAACGCUUAUGCCUAGGAUCAUGAAACUUCAUAGGUAUAUUGAUCAUAAUUCGUGGAUGACCCCUAUUGAUUUUCAGGUCACUAGGUCAAAGGUCAAGGUCACGAUGACCCAAAAUAGUAAAAUGGUUUCUGGAUGAUUACUCAAGAAUGCUUAGGGGUAGGAUCAUGAAACUUCAUAGGUACAUUGAUCAUGACUUGUAGAUGACCCCUAUUGAUUUUCAGGUCACUAGGUCAAGGUCACGGUGACCAGAAAUAGUAAAAUGGUUUCCAGAUGAUAACUCAAGAAGGUUUAUGCCUAGGAUCAUGAAACUUCAUAGGUACAAUGAACAUGACUCGCAGAUGACCCCUAUUGAUUUUCAGGUCACUAGGUCAAAGGUCAAGGUCUCUGUGACCUGAAAUAGUAAAAUGGUUUCUGGAUGAUAACUCAAGAACGCUUAUGCCUAGGUUCAUGAAACUUCAUAGGUAUAUUGAUCAUGACUAGCAGAUGACCCCUAUUGAUUAUCAGGUCACUAGGUCAAAGAUCAAGGCCACAGUGCUAAAUAACGUAUUCACACAAUGGCUGUCAAGGUCACGGUGACUCAACUUGGAAAAAUGGUUUCUGGAUGAUAACUCAAGAAUGCUUACGCCUAGGAUCAUGAAACUUCAUAGGUAUAUUGAUCAUGACUCGCAGAUGAAAUAAUGAUGUAACUUGACCAGGAUGUUUGUCUGGACAAUAUCUAGGUCAAGUUUGACAUUUGGCAAAGAUUGAAUGAACCGACUCCUCUCAGGUGAGCAAACUAGGGCCAUCUUGGCCCUCUUGUUUAGUUUUUUAGUUCUUGAUAUUUUGAUCUUUUUAAUAUUUUAAUUUAAUACAUUUUUUGACACUUAGUCCUAGAAAGUUGCUUGUUUACAAAUGAUUUUUUUUAACGCACUAUUAAUGGUCGCUUUGGCUAAAAAUAUUUUAAGAUUAUUGUCUUAUACAACUUCAGUAAGGAUGGAGAUAUUUUUAAGAACUUUUGUGUAGGUAGCUUACAUGCUGAUCUAGCAUGGGCUUGCAUUUAUGGGCCGAUGUGGCCAAGGUUACUGUACCGAAAAAUGGAAACUUUUUUUUCAAUAACUAGUUUGCAUUGUGGUAGUUUGCUGUAAUUUUGUUUCAAUACAGACCUAUCUGGGUUUUGCAUUUGUUGCCAGUCGGGUCAGUCAAUAUUACAAUUUCUGUUCAUAAACGCGCUCUAUCACCUGAUUUUGCUUCAAGUUAUUGUGCUGCCAUAUGGUUUGUAGUUACCAUACAUGCAGACUGACCUUGGGAUCGGACCAGGGGCCAGUCGGAUAAAGGUGAGCGUGUCUGUUACUAAAAAUAGGAAAACAGUUUAUGCUCACAAAUUUUGAUCAAGAAUAGUUAAAUAAAUUAACAAGUAAAAUGAUGAACUUGUACUAUUGUGACAUGAGGAUGUUUCUGGCUAUAACCUUAAUGUGUCUUGUUCUGACAAAACUGGGCAUAAUGCAUGUGCGUAAAGUGCCGUCCCAGAUUAGCCUGUGUAGUCUGCACAGGCUAAUCAGGGACGACAUUUUCCGCUUGAACUUCAUUUUCGGUAAGAAGGGACUUCCUUCAAACUAAAAAUACCAUAAAAGCGGAAAGUGUCGUCCCUGUGCGGACUGCACAGGCUAAUCUGGGACGGCACUUUACGCACAAGCAUUAAAGUGCAGUUUUCUCAGAACAAGACACAAAUAUUCAGAUUUAAUUUUGCAUAUAACUAUCUAUCGAACAUCUACAGAUACAGAAUUUCAGCUUCAAACAUGUCUUCAUUGUCAUUAAAUUAGGUGAAACAUACAUUGCAGUAUUUCAUAGAAUAGUGGGGCAAAAUGUCUUAGGUUGUUUUAUUGUUCUGAUGAUGAUGUCUUUAAAUUGUUAUGGAUAUAUUUACAAACCUUAAAAUUCUUUAGUUACAAAUGUGAAGGGACAGAUAUGAGUGUUAUGGCAAUAUUUUUGUGUAAUUUGUUAAUGACUAGCAUAAUGUUUAGUGUUCUUAAAUGAUUGUUUAUGUUGUCUUUUGAAUUAUAAUAAAACUUUAUAAA